AUGAGUUUUUUACUGACCGUAAAGCGAUAUUCUAAAAUUUUAAAUUGGAAACAUGAUACCUAUUAUGCAAGUUUGAUGAACAAAUACGUAUAUUUUGAUGAAUUCAUGAGAUUUUGCAAUGACAACAAAGAUCAAUUCAGCAAAAGGGAUAUUAUAGCCUCGUUAACGUACAUUCACCACAUGAAAAAAGUUGACUUACUAUCUCCAGUUUUUAACAGUUAUAAUGACUUCAUAUGUAGUAACAUAAACAUUUUUAGAACAAACAUAAGCACACUUGUGCACAGAUACGCAAUUUUGGGACACACGAAAUCUCUUCUAUUUAUUUACGAAAAUGUGCUAAAAAACAACAUUAUAAACUAUGACAAUAAGUCGAUUAGCUUAAUAGCCUGGAGUUACGCAAAAAAUAACUUUUACUUGUCCGACCUUUUUAUCGAAAUUAAUAAGAUAUUGCGUGCAUGUAUUAAAACAAUGACCCUCCAUGAAUUAUCACUGAUAGCAUGGGCAUAUUCUAAGAUAAACAGAUUGCCCCCUUUAGAAAUGGUGUGUCUGAAAAAUAGAGUAUAUCAAUUGUUAAAUUCAUUAGACGAAGAGUUAAAUGCUGCUGCAAAAAAUAGCACAACUGAAGGGGAUUAUAUAAACGGCCAAAGUGUGAAUAUAAAGGAAAAGGGCACAGAAUGUGAAAGACUGGAAUGUGCGAAAAAUGAAUCUCAGGUGAAAGGUAGCCAUUCUUAUUAUGACAGUGCUACGGAUGAUUUUAACGAACGGAACGGAAGAAACGAAAUGGAACGACAUGAACACGGCUUAGAAAGCACGUAUGAAGAUAAUGAUGAGAAUAAAAUAGACAUACAUGGCUGUAGAAAGAACUUAAGCCAAGAUAUCUGCAUGAUCAUGAAAUCGUAUGCUAUUAUGAAUAGAACCGAUCCUUUUUUCUUUUUCUUUUUAUUCAAUUUUAUCAUAAAGAAUAUAAAAAACAAUAAAAUCAUGAUAACAGCUCAAGGAAUAACCAGCAUUUGGGUGUGCUUAAUUGAAUAUGAUAUAAAAAAUAAAAACGUAAUUGAAUAUGCACUAGAAUUAUCCCGAUUUUUAAGACUUGACCACACUGUGAAUAGCUCAAUGAUGCAUGAAAUUGUUACUAGUAUCCAUAAAUUAAAAAUAAAAGAUAGACGAAUUUUAUAUCAUUUAUUUUAUCAUUUAAAAAGGAAGUGUAUCAAUAUGCAUGUUCAACAUCUAUAUGACAUCAUAAUAAAUUUACAAGAAAUGAAAAUUAAUGAUGAUGACUUGUGGAAGCAAUUUGGGGUUGCUAUACAAAAAAAGGCCAUUGACUUAGAAUUAACGCAAAUAAAGAAGUUACAUAACAUUUUUACUACCAAUGGAAAAGGAAACGAUAGAAUUUUAGGGGUUCUUGACACGUUUAUUCAAAUAAAGGAGGAUAUUAAUGCCUAUGGGCCCAUUUGA
This is a messenger RNA of Plasmodium cynomolgi strain B, 1455 nucleotides long. RefSeq lists its product as hypothetical. The transcript is spliced from 3 exons. Bases 1 to 1455 code for a protein of 484 amino acids. The record is from RefSeq and is a predicted model, not a curated record. NCBI's taxonomy places the organism in Eukaryota, Apicomplexa, Aconoidasida, Haemosporida, Plasmodiidae.